AUGUUUAUUGUAGCGAAGUUACAGAAAGGGAAGACGGAUGUGCGGAUUUGUGGGAACCAAAUUGGCGAAGGCAUAAAAGUGGAGCACAGAAUAUACCAGGGGAAAAGCGCUCUUAAAUAUUUCGCACCUGAUGAUGACAAUAUCGAUGACGAUACUAAGAGCGACACCGAUAACGGUGUGUACAAGAGGCAGGGAAGCAGAGCAGGAGGAGUACUGCAAACAGUCACCGAUAGCUGUUAA
Brugia malayi is the source of this 240-nucleotide messenger RNA. RefSeq lists its product as uncharacterized. Lineage: Eukaryota; Metazoa; Nematoda; Chromadorea; Rhabditida; Onchocercidae. The transcript is spliced from 2 exons. Bases 1 to 240 code for a protein of 79 amino acids. The record is from RefSeq and is a predicted model, not a curated record.